UUGGCUCGCUGGAUGGCUUGUUAUAUUUCCCGUAUUCAAGACAAACCGGGAAGAGCCACUGCAAUGUCACUCAGGCAAACGGAUCUCAUAUCAUAGCCACAAAAAGGAGUGAAGAACACAUUGCAUACUAUAGUCUGUAGUCAAGAAAAUGUAGUUUCAGGUUCAGUCCCAUUGUGUAACAAAAAUGUUACGAAUGGCUGUGAAUGGAAUCAGGACAGUGUAUCCCCAUGAAUCAAAUUAAGCGUUAGGUUCGAAAUUCCCAUACAAGUAAGUUCAACACAAGACACCUGAAGAAGGCUGGAACAUACAACAGCCAAAACGUAGUGAAAGCAACAACCAAGAUGAUGACACCUGAUCGACUAAUAUAAAAACUAUACUUAUUCAUAUUGGCAUUUGUGGUCGUAAUUUUUGGUAUGGGAAUUGCGCAGCUGAGAGAGUCACGAACGUUUACGGAUACUUCUACACCGGAAUAUAUAGGAAGGAUAAAGUUUCCAGGAUAUUUCCGAACUGAAGAAGAACAAAAGGAAUGGGUGAAUAUAUCCAAGAAACAUGAUGUAGGAAGCGUAUGUUGCAAAUCAAAUGUUUCUUGGACAACUCCGAUUCAAAUGGAAGACAUCACAGGAAGUAUGCGAGACAUUGCACAAUACCAAAAUCUGAAACAAUUUUACUAUACAAAUCAGUGCAAACAAAUAACUGGUUGUGAGAUGUGCACGUGCGAGACUGAGAAACAUCUCAUUUCCAUGGUCUGCGAAAACAUCAGCGAGGGUGAAGUUCAUUAUUUUGUCGGAAGGUUUCCUGUUGAGCAAUGCUGCGUAUGUGUACCUAACAACACAAGUAAUACAUAAUGUUUUACCUCGUCUUUUCAUACCUCUUCCCACUCCAUCCUCUUUAAACUAAAUUACUGUCUUUUUCCCUCAUCCUUCACACUUUCGCCUUCCGUCACACAGUAACUUUGCUCUUCUCUUUCUUACUUUUCCUUCCUUUCCUUUAAAUUUUCUUUUUAUCGGGAUAUAUUUUUAUCAUUUUUCCCCCUCAUUCUAAGCUCAAUUGCAUUUCUUAAUCUUUAAUUUAAAUUUUGGCUUCUUUUAUAUUCUAGUUUUAUUACUUGUUAUUUCUCAUGCUUGACAUAGUCUGUAUCAUCCUGUUAAUUUUUCAGUCGUAUCUACACCAUAACUUUUACAUAAUGUUUUUCGAAUCAAAUAUUACUUAUAUAUAUAUUAUAUAUAUAUAUAUAUAUAUAUAUAUAUAUAUAUAUAUAUUAUAUAUAUAUAUAUAUAUAUAAUAUAUAUAUAUAUAUAUAUGUAUGUAUAAUUCUUUCCGCCAUGGUCAAUCGGACAUGUCUCUCACUGUAAACCACUGCUUUAUCAAAAGUUGCCCAAUCUGCGUUAAAUGCUUAUUCGUUGAAACUGCUAUCCAUAGACGCUUAUAGAUAUUCACAAUUAAUUAAAACUUUCUUCAUUAGUGUUUUGUCAGAACUGCCUGAUAAACAGUCAUGUGUAACUGCGAGUAACAAUUUGUGAAGUUUUGGUUGGGUUUAAUAAAAUUGUAUUCCACUCUA
This is a messenger RNA of Octopus sinensis (East Asian common octopus), 1558 nucleotides long. RefSeq lists its product as uncharacterized. NCBI's taxonomy places the organism in Eukaryota, Metazoa, Mollusca, Cephalopoda, Octopoda, Octopodidae. Bases 414 to 845 code for a protein of 143 amino acids. The record is from RefSeq and is a predicted model, not a curated record. The transcript has 5 exons.